Molecule: messenger RNA, 6135 nt
Organism: Oncorhynchus tshawytscha (Chinook salmon)
Lineage: Eukaryota; Metazoa; Chordata; Actinopteri; Salmoniformes; Salmonidae
Product: DNA-binding protein RFX7
Biological process (GO): regulation of transcription by RNA polymerase II
Molecular function (GO): DNA-binding transcription factor activity, RNA polymerase II-specific; RNA polymerase II cis-regulatory region sequence-specific DNA binding
Source: RefSeq, a predicted model, not a curated record
AGCAGGCGUGCUCGCUGUUUGCAGCAGUGCCCAGCCUCUCUCUGCGAAAUAAUGCUUUUUGUAUUCCCGCAUGCCGUUUGUUUUCUUUUAUAAAAAGUGAAGUGCAGACAAGUCAUAGUCUUAACCGUCAUGGUCUAUCGUCGAUACAGUAGGUUGACCUAGCUCAUACGAUCCUCAUCAUCAAACGGUGGGUACUCGGCUCUGGCGUCAUGCAUGCACUACCACAGCCGGGGAACCAACGUUUUAUCAAGGUAUAAACAGGAUGAGGCCUAUUUGUUAGACCCCGACCAACCCACCUCCGCUCAACGAGAAUAUCAUCGUGAUGGCCGAUGAUGAUGAUCAACAACAACCUGGUCAGCUGAAGCCCAACUCGGGAUUGGGCUCUCUUCCAACGUUAGUACCAGGACUACAGGGCCCCGAGGCCAAUGCGUUGCAGUACAAAAUAAAGAAUUCAAUUUGCAAAUCUGUACAAUCAAAAGUGGACAACAUAUUGCAAGAUGUUGAGAAGUUUACAGACAUCGAGAAACUCUACCUCUACCUUAAGUUGCCUUCUGGUCCCAACAAUGGCAUUGAUAAAAGGACUGAGAAUCAGAGAGCCUCCACUCCUGGACUAUGUGACCAGAGUGGCAUGUCGUCCAGCAGAACACAGCAGAUGUACGCUUUCAACUGGAUCCGCAAUCACCUAGAGGAGCACCCUGAGACAUCACUGCCAAAGCAAGAGGUGUACGACGAAUACAAGAGCUACUGUGACAGUCUUGCCUACCACCCACUGAGUGCUGCAGACUUUGGAAAGAUCAUGAAGAACGUCUUUCCCAACAUGAAGGCUCGCCGCCUGGGCAUGAGAGGCAAAUCUAAAUACUGUUAUAGUGGACUGAGGAAAAAAGCUUUUGUUCACAUGCCUUCUCUGCCCAACUUGGACUUACAAAAAUCAGAUGACGGGUGUGAGUUAAUGGAGCCGUCGUUGGGCCAGUCUCCCAGUGCAGAGGAUGAGAUGCGCUCAGCGGCCUGUGGCUUGGUGUGUGAGUGGGCUCAGAAGGUCCUCAGCAGACAGUUUGAUUUCAAGGACCUGGCUCAGUUCCAUUUCAACAGUCACUUCAUUUCAACCAAGUCCAUGGCUGCCCUUUCUUCUCAUCUGUGCGUCUCACCAGGUCUAAAGACGCCCACGCCAACCUCUGCGUUCGUGCCCACGUCCGAGGCCUCGUCCUUCCAGCCGCAGGUGAAGACGCUGGCCUCUCCCUCGGUGGACGCCAAGCAGCAGCUCCAGAGGAAGAUCCAGAAGAAACAGCAGGAGCAGAAGCUCCAGUCCCCCCUGCCUGGAGAGGCCCAGGGACAGAACCAGGCCAGGAGGACCGAGGCCAGCACCCCAGGGCCAGCUAUCCCCUGUGGAAGUCCUGCUCUGCUCUCACCACAACCUACCAUUGGUAUAGUGGUGGCAGCCGUCUCCAGUCCCACCACGGUCCAGAGGAGCAGACAGCUGAUGACUUCCCCUAGCCCAGUGGGAUCCGCCGAGGGGAAGGUCCUGCCAACGGUCAACUUCCAGGUGGUCACCCACACCCAAUCUCUGACCCACAGGCAGUCCCCAAAGACUCCCCAAAACAUCUCAGCCAGCCCCGUGGGCGACCGCCUGGCCAGGCACAGGUACCCCCAGAUCCUCCCCAAGCCCUCAGCCACAGGGGCCAUCACCCUGCGUUCGCCCCCCACCCUGCUCAUCACAAACAGCCCCAUGAAGACCCACCACGUUGUCAAGAUGACCGCCAUCUCCCUGGCCCCUAGCAACACUCUCAGUACCAGCAGUAACAGUAUGGUCCUCAGGCCAGCCUCGACCGGGGUGGGAACCACCACCACCACCACCUCCUUUACCACCAUUGCUGCCCUAGAGGAGGUCCAGCAACAGGGACAGAGCCAGAGAGGCCCCCCAGCCCCAGCCACCCCCCAGUCCCCUGCAGCAUGGCCUGGCGCCCCACCCUCCACCCCUAUUCCCACAGUGGUCCCUGAGGCCAUCAUCACUGAUAAUAACCCGGGCUGUAACUCUGAUAAACGGAGCACCAUAAAGCAGUCCCCCUGUGGGGCCAAAGGUCCAGAGAGAGCCACCAAGUACCGGGCGGCCAGCGAACCCUCGCUUAUGGUUAAAUGCUCACCAGGACCUGACAGAGUGACCGCUAGGACCAAAAGCGUCUCAUUCUCCUCCACCUCUCCUCCAGCUGCUGCCACCAAUGCAGCGAUCAAGUGGGCGGGGCCUCAGCAGGACAGCAAUAAGAGCAUCAUCGCCACCACCUGUCAUCAAGAAAGUCCUUUGUAUCUGACCGUUGCUCCCUCGGCCAAUCAAAAUACUCCUAACGUCAGCGGAAUGUCCUCCUCGUCCAAUGGCUCGUCGGCUGUUACCUUAUUGUCCCCUAAAGACUCCUCGUUCGGGGUCAAGAGCCCCAGGAAGCGGGCCGGCCCCGGGCUGGAUUCCUCCCACGUCAUCCCUGUGAAGCGCGUCUUCAUCUCCCAGCAGCCUUUGAGUGUGACCUUUGACCCCAAACCAUGGGUUCCAGCUAGACCUGGCACGCCUGCCAGACCUGAGAGUGCCCCCUGUCGAGUGACGGUGAAACAACACCUAGUGCCCACGAAGAUCCUGGCGCUGUCCGACUCACCUGUCGCGAACGCAGAGAUCUCCUCCCUCUCUUCCUCGCAGGCUGUCGUCAGUGUGAAGCCACAGAUCUCCUCGUUGCUGGUAGUGAAACGCGAAGACCCGUCCUCUCGAGGACUAACACUAAGCACUGUCAGCAGUUACACCAGCAGCACUGCAGCCCCUGAUAGCACCACCACCACAGUGUCUGAGCAGCAGCAACACUCUCAGGCCUCUGUCUCUGUGAUGGUGGUAGGAGCACAGCAUCAAUCUGAGGCCUCUGUUUCUGAGAUGGCGGUAGGGGCACAGCAUCAAUCUGAGGCCUCUGUUUCUGCGAUGGCGGUAGGGGCACAGCAUCAAUCUGAGGCCUCUGUUUCUGCGAUGGCGGUAGGGGCACAGCAUCAAUCUGAGGCCUCUGUUUCUGCGAUGGCGGUAGGGGCACAGCAUCAAUCUGAGGCCUCUGUUUCUGCGAUGGCGGUAGGAGCACAGCAUCAAUCUGAGGCCUCUGUUUCUGCGAUGGCGGUAGGAGCACAGCAUCAAUCUGAGGCCUCUGUUUCUGCGAUGGCGGUAGGAGCACAGCAUCAAUCUGAGGCCUCUGUUUCUGCGAUGGCUGUAGGAGCACAGCAACAAUCUGAGGCCUCUGUUUCUGUGAUGGGGGAUAUAAAGAGCACAAUGUGGGAGGAGUCAGCUGCGGGGCACCCGGAAGAGCUGCAGAAACAGACCUUCAGUCAGAAUAUACCAGCAGACCACACCAAGCAGCAGGCCCUGGGCUCCACCAUGAACCAACACCAACUCCCAAACAUCAUGUCCCAGACCUCAGACUCCUCUGAUCAGUUAUCUGGUCUUCACCAGGAGAUGGUGGACUUUGCCUCCUCAGCCUCCCAGCACGGCUCCACCAUGGACUACUUCUCCUUUAACGAUGACGAUAUGACCCAGGACAGCAUAGUGGAGGAACUGGUUCAGAUGGAAGAACAGAUGAAGCUGAAGGGCCUCCAGCCGUUGUUCAGUAGCUGUGUGGAUAAUAUCUCUCUCCAGGGACAGCCUGGUGUCCCCCAGGGGUCCAUCCUCAACACUCACCACCAGGGGGAUAGUUCCUCUUUCUACCAGUCUGCUCAUAGCAGCACAACCCCCAUCCAGACUCCCACCCCGACUCCCACCCCGACUCCAACCCCGACCCCCACCGAGAUGACUCUCGGUGGGCACGGGCUGACCAGAGAGAGCCCCUGUUGCCAUCACAGCAUGGCCCCUAUUACGCCCGUGGAGGGGCCUCUAGGAGGCCGACACACCCCUAUAAGCGCUCUGUCUAACUGUUCUAGCGGCAUCCCGCCCAGCCCGGUGGAGUGCAGGAACCCGUUUGCCUUCACCCCUAUCAACUCCAGCAUGGCAGGGGGUUACCACGAUGCCUCCGUGGUGUCUGUCUCCUCCAGUCCCAUCAAGCCCAUGCAGAGACCCAUGGCCACUCACCCUGAUAAGGCUAAACUGGAGUGGAUCAACAACCGCUACAACAGUAGUGGUACUGAAGCUACUGGAGGAGUCGGAGCAGGGCCAGGGUCUGGGUUAUCCAUCUCUAACCACAGCCUUGGUGGACUCCUGCCUAGUUACCAGGAUCUAGUGGAUGACCAUUUCCGUAAGCCGCACGCCUUCGCUGUUCCGGGCCACAGUGGCCAGUCUUUCCAGUCUCAGUCCAGACUGCAGGAUGGCGAACACUUCUCUCCCAUCUCCCCGGUGCAACAGCAGAUGACCAGCGUGUCGACCACGCCCACCAACACUCCAACCAAACAGGAUGAGAGAUUUGCUGUGCCCGCUCCUUUAGACAACAAGGGCGGCGCCUCAUCGUCGGGGGGCGGGACGUUCCGUUGCCGUAGCGUCAGCCCCGCCGUCCGCCAGAGGACCUUCAGCGGCACCGGCACAACACCCGGCACUAGCACAACCACUCAAUUGGUCGUCUCCCCUUUCAGCUCCCCCAUGACCUCCUCCGAGAUACUCAGCUUCCUGUCCAACAGCCAAUCGGUGGGCAGUAACCUCCACAGCAUGGCCCAGCGCAGCCAAUCGGUGCCCUUAAACAUCAUGAUGCAGAGCGUUGUGGAGAUGGAGCUGCUUCCUGUAGAGAUGCAGGCCAUCCAGGGACAGAACCAGAGUAACGCCAAUAAGAUCACCAACGUCCUCUUGAGUAAGAUGGACUCUGGCGUGGACGACACAGUCAGGGGCCUGGGCAUCAACAACUUCCCCUCCAACUACACUGCCCGCAUGAACCUCACCCAGAUGCUGGAGACCCAGUCUCAGAGCCAGGCCACCAAUGGGAGCUUCACAACCGGAAGGGGAGGAGGUAACACCCACCAAUCCCACCUUCAGCUGCAGACCGUCAGCUCCAGCCCUGCCUCCUUCGACCUCCAGCAGCAUGGGGGCUACCUCACCAGCGCUGGAGGAGGCGGGGGGGGUGUGAGCUUCUCCUCUGGAGACAACCAAGCACAAUCAGGUCCUGGUGAGAAUGUGGACCUGGAGCUCCAGCAGAUCCAGGGCCUCCAAGAGCUCCAGACCCAGACCCAGCUCCAAUCCCAGGCUAGACUGCUCCAGAGUCCCCAGCUCCAGGGUGGGCUCCAGCUUCUCCAGACCCAGACCCAGCUCCAAUCCCAGGCUAGACUGCUCCAGAGUCCCCAUCCCCAGCUCCAGGGUGGGCUCCAGCUUCUCCAGACCCAGACCCAGCUCCAAUCCCAGGCUAGACUGCUCCAGAGUCCCCAUCCCCAGCUCCAGCUUCUCCAGACCCAGUCCCAGGUACUCCUCCAGCCCACCCCCACCCAGCAGCAGCAGGAGGAUGACGCCCAGCAACAGCUAGACUUCAACAACACUGUUAAAGACCUGUUAGGUGAUGACGGCCUCAACGUUGACGCUGAAGGCCUCAACCCCAGCUCUCAACUGGUCGGUCAGGUGGCGUCAGAGCUUAAUGCCGCCGUGGUGUCCGACUUCACCAAUGACAUCAGGUUGACCUCCGACCUUUCCAACAGCAUCACUGACCUGAACACACUGGACGCCAACCUCCUGUUCAAUCCGUCCAAUCAGCAGCAAGAACAGUACGAAGACGCCACACUGGAAGAGCUGAAGAACGAUCCUCUGUUUCAGCAGAUAUGUAGUGAUACUGUGAACUCCUCGUUCGACUGGCUAGAGAGCAAAGACCAGCCUACUACCGUAGAGAUGUUGGGCUAAUGUUGUUUUUGGACGCAUCCCAAAUGGAUGCUCAUUCCCUACAUAGUGCACUACUUUUCAUCAGGGUCCAUAGGGUCGACCCAUAGGGCCUGGUCAAACGAAGUGCACUAAAUAUAGGGAAUAGGAUGCCAUUUCAAAUGCAAACCAGUAUUUUUAAAUAAGUAUUUAUGGUUUUCGUUUUGUUGUCUUUUGUUUUGAACUGUGAGUAAUUUGUAUACAGUGUAUUUGGGAAAAUAUUCAGACCCCUUCACUUUUUACAGUUUGUUACGUUACAUUCAUUCUUAUUCUAAAAUGUAUUCCAUUGUUUUUUCCCCCUCCAUCAA